AUGGUGGAACAUGAGAUUCUAGUCAAAGAAUACUACGAAGACCAGAAGGCUCUGACAACAUCAGAGAGGCUCCAAAAAGCAGGACGAAGACGGGCUGAGCAGAUAAAGCGCUGGCGAGAAAACGCUAAAAACGACACAGGGUCAAGAAAGAAACGAAUCCCGAAGAUCCGCUUCAGUAACAAUAUUAUUCUCCUUGAUGCGGCCGCUCGAAAUGACGUCGACGAAGUACGCAGCUUGUUGCUCAGUGGAAUCGACCCGAACCAGGGUGAUGAUGAUGGACUCACCGCACUGCAUCAGAGCUGCAUUGACGAUUUCGAAGAUGUCGUUAGACUCCUUAUUGAACAUGGUGCAGAUGUCAAUGCGAAAGAUACUGAAUCCUGGACUCCGUUACACGCAGCAGCAACAUGUGGCCAUAAAAAUAUCUGUAAAAUACUAAUAGACAAUGGAGCGAAUAUUCUAGCAGUAAAUGCGGAUCAGUCGAUAUCGUUCGAUAUUUGCGAGGAGAACUCCGAGUGUAUUUAUUACCUGCAGAAUGAGAUGCGAAAACGAAAUAUCACACAAAAAGACAUCGAAAAUGCACGAAGGUCCGAGGAAAUGAAGAUUCUUAAUGAUGUCAUCAAGACGGCAGAAGCGGGUGGCGAUGUUAAUAUUCUCGACGCAGAUAACGCGACACUACUUCAUCUGGCCGCUGCAAAUGGUUAUGUCGACUUGGCGCGUCGACUCUUAGGAGAAGCAAUAAGCAUUAAUGCCCAGGACGUCGACGGGUGGACCCCUCUUCACGCGGCAGCCUGCUGGAUGCAGCCGGAAAUUAUUGCUCUACUGUCGCGUGUACCAGACAUUGACCCUUUCAUUGAAACUCGGUUCAAAGAGCGAGCCGUGCAAAUCACGCACGACAAGGAUUGUAAGGCGCUGCUCGAGGAAUUGGAGCGCGAAAAGUCUAAACUCAAUAAUUUGGGCCCGAGAUCACACAAUAGACCCAGUAUGAACAGCCGUGAAUCGAUCAGGGGAUCAAAGCGAAAUAUCAAAAGAAAUGGAGAAACCUCUGCUAAAUACAGGGAUUUACAACAGGAAAAAAUCACGACUUCGUCUGUCACGGAUCAAGAGUUAAAGUCGACAUCCAACGAGACCUCAUCAAAAGAACAACGGCCCUCUCUUAAAAACGUAACCGUUAAUCAUCACGAAAAUGAAAGUGGCAACAAAGAGGGCAAGGAUUGCUGCGUAAUCUGCUAA
Oikopleura dioica is the source of this 1230-nucleotide messenger RNA. The record is from the annotation of a GenBank genome assembly. Lineage: Eukaryota; Metazoa; Chordata; Appendicularia; Copelata; Oikopleuridae.